AUGCCUUAUACCUUAGCAACAUUUGCCGGAGAAUGCUACCAGUUCUCGUCUAUCUCUCUGACCCACCAGGAGGCGACCCAGGCCUGCAGUACCAUGAACAGCCACUUGGUGGACCUGAAGGACGAACAGCAGCAGCCUUUCCUGGCUGACAAGAUCGCGGCCACCUCAGCAGCUUCCAACUGGCUGGCAACUAAAUCGGCACCAGUGGCCUUUUUCAACAGCAAUGGAUCUCCUUUUUCAGGCCCGAUCCAGUGGUCUUCCAGUGAACCUGCCGAACCGUGUGACCUGUGUGUUCUCCUGGACAGCUCCGACAACUAUCUGGCCAAGACAGCACCGUGCACGGAGCAGCACAACUACGUCUGUCAGGACGACCUCAAACCAUGUGGACAGAACGUGUGUCAGAACGGCGGAAACUGCACCUCCUGCUUUGACGACUCCGCCGCCUUCUGUGACUGUCCUGACGGGUUUGAUGGCAAGACUUGUGAGAUAAACAUCGACGAGUGCGCCUCCAAUCCGUGCCAAAAUGGCGGCAGUUGUGAUGACGACAUCAACUCCUACAGCUGCCGAUGUCUGACCGGGUUCCAGGGAGACCACUGCGAAUCUGACAUGGACUGGUGCUCCCAAGUCCAAUGCCCGCCAGGAUGGGUUUGUCAGGACUUCACGUUCUACUUCCAAUGCGUUUAUCCUGAUCCCGUCACCAGCAGGAUGGCCGCCUACCAGUGCAGCAGCGCCUCCUGUCCGGACGGCAUGUACUGCACCGAGGAGGGCGUGGCGUCCUUCUCCUGCAAGGCUAAGAAUGUCCAGGAAAUAAAAAUAAUAAUCUCUCGUCUUCUAGGUCAACCCGAGUACCUGACCACUGUCGACAGAUGGUCCUUUUUCAAAGUUCGCGCGGUUGGAUCUCUGUCUAAUAUGAAGGUCAAGGCCACUUGCGAGUCGAUGGGGAUGAGAUUACCGUGCCACCACACAUCAGGUACGGAAGGGUGUACCUACCACUGGACCUCAGACUGCAUCCCGUAUGACGCCGGUGUCAGCUGUUAUACCCACCAGGUCCUCUCGGAAAAACUUUGUGGAACUACGCACGGGUACGGCAGUUACUGUCAGCCCCUUGAUGACACCUUUGUGUACUGCCCUAGCUGCUGGGGUGACGAGGGCAGUGCCUGGGGAGUGGACUACGAAACUCACACCACGGGCCUACAUGGAAAGAACUACAACAACAUGUACGCUCUGUGUGCAGACAUUGACGACUGCUUCUCCUCCCCAUGUGCACACGGAACCUGUACUGACGGCGUGGCGAGUUACACCUGUAGCUGUGAGAACGGCUGGACAGGGACAAACUGUGAUCAAGACAUUGACGACUGCUUCUCCUCCCCAUGUGUACACGGAACCUGUACUGACGGCGUGGCGAGUUACACCUGUAGCUGUGAGAACGGCUGGACAGGGAACAACUGUGAUCAAGAAAUCGACGAGUGUGCGAGCAAUCCUUGUUGGCUGGGAGGGACAUGCCUGGAUCACGUGAACGGCUACAGCUGUGUCUGUCCUAAGGACAAGACAGGAAAGCACUGUGAAACAGGGCUUUUUGACGGAGAAUGCUACGAGUUCUCAACGGUGGCCGCUUCCCACCGUGACGCGACCCUGGCCUGCAGUACCAAUGCCGGCCGCCUGGUGGACGUGAAGGACGACCAGCUGCAGCGUUUCCUGGCUGACAAGAUGGCGGCCACCAGCGGCGUGUCCAACUGGCUGGCGAUGAGAAGUGCCCCGCUGCAGGUUUACUACAGCGACGGAUCUCAGAGUUCUGAUUCCCUUCAGUGGUUGUCAGAAGAACCGUCGUCCCCUCUGGACCUGUGUGUUCUCCUGGACAGCUCCAACAACUACAUGGCAAGGACUGCUUUCUGUACGGAGCAACACAACUACGUCUGCCAGUCUGUCGUGAAGCCUUGUGCCCCGAACGUGUGUCAGAACGGCGGAAACUGCACCUCCUGCUUCAACGUGUCUUUCUGUGACUGUCCUGACGGGUUCGACGGAAGGGCGUGCGAAAUAAACAUCGACGAGUGCGCCUCCAGUCCGUGCCAAAAUGGCGGCAGUUGUGAUGACGACAUCAACUCCUACAGCUGCCGCUGUCUCAACGGCUUCCAGGGAGACCACUGCGAAUCAACCCCAGACUGGUGCGCACAGGACCAAUGCCCGUUCGAUUGGACUUGUGUGGAUCACCUCUAUUACUUCUCAUGUGUUGAUCCGGCGACUGCCAAUCGGAUGGUCCCCUACCAGUGCAGCAGCGCCUCCUGUCCGGAUGACAUGUACUGCACCGAGGAGGGCGUGGCGUCCUUCUCCUGCAAGGCUGUGUGACGUCACGGCCAAACUCCAUGCACGCAACAAACAGCCAAAGGCUGAAAGGCGUGUCCGCCAACAAGCUUUCUCCUGAUUCUGAUUUGAUUAAAGAUGGUAGAGA
Molecule: messenger RNA, 2446 nt
Organism: Branchiostoma belcheri (Belcher's lancelet)
Lineage: Eukaryota; Metazoa; Chordata; Leptocardii; Amphioxiformes; Branchiostomatidae
Product: neurogenic locus notch homolog protein 1-like
Exons: 17
Coding region: 1-2343 (780 amino acids)
Molecular function (GO): calcium ion binding
Source: RefSeq, a predicted model, not a curated record